CAAAUCUACAUCUGGUUUUUGUGAUUCUUGGUGAAUGAAUUCUACACCUGUAACCAAAAUACAUUAAUUUGUCAUUCGAUGUCAUCUACUUCAAAUAUAGAAUGCUUAGAUUAGAGAGGUGGAACGCCGUCCCUUUUCAGUUAUAUACACGUGAAGUAGGGCAUAGGAUGGCUCCCCGUUCAUUGAUGAUGGCAGUGGAUGAACUUGCAACCUUGAAUGAGCCUCUAGGCUUGCCGUCGACAAAAGAAACACAAGGCAAAUGGGAAGGCAAGGCCACGGUUGAGCUUAAAGGCCCAACAGCAGACCAGGUAUGGCCUUUCUUGGCGGACUUCUGUAAUCUGCAAAAGUGGCUUCCUGGUGUGGGUACAUGUUACCAAGUUGAGGGUGAGCUAGGACAACCUGGCUUGGUUCGGUACUGCAGUUCUGGCACAGCAUCAUCGGAUGGGAGCCAUGAAGAGAGUAAGGUCAUCUGGGCCAAAGAGAAGCUAAUAAUGAUCAAUCCAAGCGAACGGUGUCUAAGCUAUGAGAUCCUUGAAAAUAACGCUGGAUUCAAGUCAUAUGUGGCCACCAUGAAAGCAUUUCCAAUCAACGAUGGAGAUGAAGAUGGAGAUGGUCAACAUGGGUGCAAGAUCGAGUGGUCCUUCAUUGCUGAUCCAAUUGAAGGGUGGCCAUUGGAGGAUUUCAAUUCUUAUAUCAAUUCCUCUCUCCAGUUCAUGGGACAAAAAAUGGAACAGGCUGUCCUAUCUGGGUAACUUAAUUUAAGAAAUUAGCAUGUCUGAACUGAAAUUUUAUUCUUAAUUGAAUAAGUACUGCUAUUAAUGUUAAUUAUCGUCAAUUAUAUACUAUUGACUUAAUUAUGUGGACAAA
Messenger RNA from Populus nigra (black poplar), 867 nucleotides. RefSeq names its product lachrymatory-factor synthase-like. The coding region runs from base 102 to 752 and encodes 216 amino acids. The record is from RefSeq and is a predicted model, not a curated record. NCBI's taxonomy places the organism in Eukaryota, Viridiplantae, Streptophyta, Magnoliopsida, Malpighiales, Salicaceae. The transcript is spliced from 2 exons.